Malassezia vespertilionis is the source of this 1347-nucleotide messenger RNA. RefSeq lists its product as uncharacterized. The record is from RefSeq and is a predicted model, not a curated record. Gene Ontology annotation, molecular function: protoporphyrinogen oxidase activity, oxygen as acceptor. Gene Ontology annotation, biological process: heme biosynthetic process. Gene Ontology annotation, cellular component: mitochondrial inner membrane. Bases 1 to 1347 code for a protein of 448 amino acids. NCBI's taxonomy places the organism in Eukaryota, Fungi, Basidiomycota, Malasseziomycetes, Malasseziales, Malasseziaceae. The transcript has a single exon.
AUGGUAGUGGUGUCACGCACGUCCAAGUCUGCGAAGAACAGGUACCUCUACCACAGCGGAAAACUUAACCGCCUCCCGUCGUCGGCGCUGGGCCUUUUCAGCGCAAUGCUAAGACUGCCUUUGAUUCGUUCCAUCAUACCUGGGGUAUUGUGCGAGCCGUUCGUGAAGCGAAGCGACGCUGCCCCCGAAUCUGUGGAUGCCUUUUUACGGCGCCGGUUUGGCGCGCCGCUGGCAGAGAAUCUUGCCUCGGCGAUGAUGCACGGGAUCUAUGCAGGCGAUUCGCGCACGCUUUGCGCAUCGUCGGUUUUGAAAUCUCUGGUAUUGCUCGAAAAGACACACGGGAGCGUUUUGCGCGGAAUGCUUCUUCGCCGACUCAAUCCCCGUUAUAUUCCUCCGUGUGAAACUGGACCAACAUUGCAUGAGAAACAGGCGGAAGUGGAAGAGCGAAUGGAUCCUGUAGUACUGGAUUGUAUUAAGCACGCGAGCAUCUACUCCUUUCCCAAUGGACUCGGCGAGAUUGUGCGCGUGUUGGAGGACCGGCUUACAGUCAUGCCAAACGUGGAAAUCUGGCGCAACGCGCCGUGCCAGCAAAUCACGAUGCAAGAUGGCAGGUUUGCGCUGCAGAUACCCUACAUGAAAAACCCUUUACUAGCGAACAGGCUUCUAUCUGCGAUCCCCUCGUACAACCUCGCACCUCUACUGCCGAACCUUCCGCAUCUUGACCACAACCCACCGGCCAAAAUGGCUGUGGUCGACGUAGUGCUUGCGCCGCCGAAUCCUACCGAUAAAUUGGAGUACAAGCUGCCUAUCGAUGGCUUUGGCUUUUUGGUGCCACGUAAUGCGACAAACAAUCAAGACGAGGUCCUUGGAGUCGUGCUGGAUAGCGACGCGGUACCGAACCAGGAUCAAGGCAAACGGCGCUUUAUAAAGCUCACCGUCAUGCUCGGCGGUCCGUACUGGAGCAAAAAAUCUUCAGACGCGCUGCCGAGCGAGGAGGAUGUUGAGCAACGUGCACUGCGAGCAUUAAACACACAACUAGGCAUUCCUUCUCAGAUCUUGGCUUCGCACGUGCGUUUGGUAAAUGCGAGGGUUCUUUGCGACACCAUUCCGCAAUACUUGGUUGGUCACUAUACUCGAAUGCAAGCGUUACACGACGCAAUGGUCAACGACCCUGCCCUAGCCAACAAGCUUACGCUGCUGGGCUACAGCUACGCAGGGGUAGGCAUCAAUGACUGCAUCACCAAUGCGUUGGACGCAUGCGACGCUAUUAUCGCGCAUGCGACGUCCGAUACGCAACCAGACGCGAGUGCAAGCCAAACCACGGGUCUUGCCGCGCUGAUAGGGUAA